AUGGUAAAAUCCGGGAUGCCGUACCAUGCUCUGGAUCACACUAUUGUUGGCGCCAAGCGCCUCGGCGACGUGGUUUCGUAUGCAGAGUGGUCGGCGGAAAAAAUGAUGGCCGAAUACGCUAUUGGUGCGACACUAACUGCUGUUUUUCACCCUGUAGGAUUUUCAAGAUUUCUCAUACAGCUUGGCCAUGAACCCCUUCACCCAGAACCAGGGAGGUCUUUCGUGGGAUUUGGAAAAGAAAACACGUACUAUCCAAAUAUUCUUAGAUACAUGAGCCACAUAAAGAAAAAAGAAGGAUUCGUAGGGUUGUACAGAGGUCUCGUACCAAGGAUAUUGGGAGGCUUUGUCGGCAACUUCACCACUACAGCAACAAACAAUUAUCUCAAAGGUCUUGGUGCCAACACAGAGGACACUGCUGCUGGUCACAAUGCUGAUGAGUUGGUGGGGUGGUUAAAGACAUUCUUUGUACAGACGUCAAAAGAAACAUUGGGGCGCUGUGCUGGGAUUAUAGUCAGUCAACCAUUUCAUGUGGUAAUGUUGAGAUGCCAAGCACAGUUUAUUGGUGGAGAAACAUCAUACAACUCAUUGUGGUCUUCACUGGUAGAGAUCUACAACAAUGAUGGAAUCCUGGGAUUUUUUGGGGGACUCAUACCAAGAUUAGUAGGGGAGAUAAUCACUAUUUUCCUGACAAACUUUUUCGCCAACAUGAUCAACAAACACUUCCUUGAAGAUAAGGAGAUGAGGACCUACACAUCCAGUGCUUGUGGACUUGUAAUUGGGACAUUCACAUAUAGAUUCUCCUUAGUCGGCAACUUAAUGGCCAUCAAUAACUCUGGACUCGUGGCAGCCAAGUAUCCAUACAUGUUGGCCUACAGCAACUGGUAUGAGUGUUGGGGACAUCUCAGCAAAGAGCGCCAGCUUGGAAGAGGAUCUCGUCUCUUCAAUCGCAUUGUUACAGCCAGGCGUUACGUACAACUAGACUAAGUGUUGUUACUCAGUGCUGAUAUUCGUACAUUGUUUCCACUUGGCCAAUCAACAAACAACAUAUACAUUAACUGAAGAGUCCGCAAAAUCUGACCAAUAUAUCACUCCUAUAUUCUCAAGGGCAGUGAGUUACUAUCAUUACAGGCGGAGCUCAAGUGCUUACUAAUGACUUAUAUUUUAUGUAUUUCAUAUAAUAGAUGUUAUUUAUACCAAAUCAGGUUAUGAUCAGUAAUACAGUGUGUAUGGAACAUAAGUUACUGCCAACAAGAGCAGGUUGUCAUUAAAGUUUUAUAAGAACACAC
Messenger RNA from Pecten maximus, 1286 nucleotides. Its product is annotated as mitochondrial carrier homolog 2-like. The record is from RefSeq and is a predicted model, not a curated record. The transcript has 12 exons. The coding region runs from base 1 to 984 and encodes 327 amino acids. Lineage: Eukaryota; Metazoa; Mollusca; Bivalvia; Pectinida; Pectinidae.